AUGUGGUUAGUUAUUUUAUUAUUGUUAAUCAAAUAUGUUGUUUCAAAAACAAUUUAUUAUGAAAAUGUACUUGGUUAUAAAUGUCAAACAAAUGAAAAUUGUUUUCAUUUUGUACCAAAUUCAAUAUGUUUUAAUAAUAAAUGUAUAUGUCAAUUCGGAUAUAGAUCCAAUGGUUUAUCGGAAUGUGUAUACGAAUUACGCUAUCGUCGACAAGUUAAUUUUGGAAUUCGAAUGUUAGGUGAAGAAUGUUUUUCAAAUGACGAAUGCCGUCGAACACCAGUUGAUGGAGCAAAAAUAUGUUUAUUAAAUCAAUGUCAAUGUUCAUCUGGACAUGUACCAAUUGAUGCUUAUCGGUGUAUUCGAGAUUUUGAACAAUUACCAUCAAAUACACGAAUUAUUAAAUCAUCUGAUAAAGAAGAUCCUCCUGGUUAUGGUUCAAUAUGUUUGACUAAUCGUGAUUGUCAACAUUCUACAGUUCGACUUGAAUGUCUUCGUGGUACUUGUGUUUGUUUGGAUGGUUAUGUGCCAUUGGGAAAGUAUUUAUGUUAUAAUAUUCUUGGAGAAGGUGAACCAGUUAUAGAAGAUUUAAUUUUGACUUCUUCUCUUCCUACAACAACAUCCAUAAGUGAUAUACGUGAUGAUGAAUUGAUUAAAUCCUUAGGGAAAUUAGGUGCUACAUGUACAGAUGAUUAUUAUUGUCGACAAUCUGUAUAUCAAUCGCAUUGUUAUAAUGGCAAAUGUUCAUGUAUGGAUAAUUAUAUAUCACUUGAUUCUUAUACUUGUACUGAAGAUAAAAAUCAAGAUUUAACGACAACAACAAUCUCAGCUGCUUAUAAAAGUUUAUUAGGAGGAAAAUGUCAAAUAGAUCAAAACUGUCAAACAGGAGAUGCUGUAUGUUUAAAUAAUAUUUGCACUUGUCCAAAUGAUUAUUUUCCUAUUGAUGAUUGGAAUUGUUUAGCAGAUCCAGAUUUAAUUAAAAUAAAGACAACAGUUACUACAACAACAACAACGACGACGAUAACAACAACUGGUUUUAUUUGGUGGCCAUGGUCACCAUCAUCAACAACAUCACGUUCAGUAAUAAUGAAUGCAAAAAAUACAUUUCCUUUUCGCUGUGUGCUUAAUCGACAAUGCUUUACUAUAGACAUAUAUUCUCAUUGCACAUCAUUUGGACGUUGUGUAUGUAAUAUUGGUUAUAAAUUAGAAACAAUUAAUAAUGAACAAAAAUGUGUUCGAAAACUUAAUAAUGAAAAUGAUUGUGACUAA
Messenger RNA from Adineta steineri, 1266 nucleotides. Lineage: Eukaryota; Metazoa; Rotifera; Eurotatoria; Adinetida; Adinetidae. The record is from the annotation of a GenBank genome assembly.